AUGGGUGACAAACUCAUCGACUUUGCUCCCGACCACGUCCUCUAUUUCCUCACCGUGAAUCCUACGAUAAUGUCUGCUGCAAGCCGAGAUUACAGUACCCCAGGCGUCGAGAUUAUCGACCAUCUGGACGCAGACAAGAUACAUGCAGAUCUUGUUCAGAGAAGCCUUCAAGAUGAAAGACUUUAUCCUCUUCUUCCCUUGCUUGGUGUAGACCCAUCGCAGAUUCCUGCCACUACGUCGUCAAAAGGGACCAACGUCGGCCAAGCCCAAGCAGAGCCUCAAGCCCCAGAAUAUGGAUCUUUCAAACUACCAGAUUCAUUGGUCAAAGAGUUUUCUCUCGAGGACUGGGAGGUCCAACAGGUCGUCGACGGCAAGUCGUUUAAGAAUUGGGUGGCGUUGGUCGACUACAAGCCCGCAUAUAUCCUCAUUGUCAGAAGCAUGCGUGGAAUUCAGGCAGUGAUUAGAUGGGCCGGGUUAAUUAACAAGAAAGUCCGCGUUGCGGGAUAUCGGCAUACCUGGAGUCCACUUUACUCGACUCCAGACGAUAUUAUUAUCACGUUUAUUCCACCUAUUUUGCGAGAGGAACUGCCUUACGACGAUCCACCAGCGGACUGGCACAGCGAGCUUCAAGGCAUAACAUUGCUUGAUACACUCAAUGGUAAUGCGCCGAAGGAAGGCCACGCAUUCGCUCGUAUCAUGGCCGGGACGACGAAUAAUCAGUUUCGACUUUGGUGCCACGAGCACGGGCAACUUGCCCUCCCAUUCAACACAGUCGUCCUGGCCGUGACAUUUGGAGGCACUAAUGCCACUAUAUGCCACGGAGCAGGUCUUUCCACUUCGACAUUAUCCGAUCUUGUCCUGGAGAUUGAGUAUGUUGAUGCUCGAGGGCAACUCCAGAAAGUCUUCGACCCCGAAGAACUUAAAGCCGCAAGUGGUUGUUUUGGUCUACUGGGCGUCGUCACGUCCAUCACGCUGCAGUUGGAGCCCAUGACCAUUUCGGAGAUGCGACCGACCCAAGUUCCGCUCGUUCUUGCCAUUCCACCACCCAGAGGGUUUCCCAUACCACAAAUCGUUCUUCAACAAAUGUCGGAAGCAAAUAUUACAUCCGAAGACGUUGAGAAGGCCAGGUUAGAGUGGAUAAGGCGCUGCGAAGAGGACCACUUUCACGAAUGGUUUUGGUUUCCCUACCAGAAGAAUGCUUGGGUCAAUACAUGGAGGCGUCGUUCACGCACACCGGAGGACUCAAGCCUGCCACAGUUUCCCAAGUUUGGCCUUGAGAAUUAUAACGACGCACAGGUACACAGCGCCUUUGCUGCAUCCAUUGCCGGCUGGAAAUGGCUUCCCCCAGCUUUGCAGACGUACUCCUUUGGACUAGCCUCGCUCGCUUCUCUUCCGAAUAUCCGUGAUGGACAGCCUUCGAUGACUUCGUACAUCAGUGAAGGACUACAUUUCAGAGGAGGAAGUCAAAACUUUCCAUUCUGGGGUAUGGAGUGGGAAUUGCCCAUCAGUCACGUUGAUGGAAAGAGAGAUUACGAGGCAAUCCAACGUGCCUGGUGGGAUGGGAUAUCAGCCAUCUACUCUCGUCCCGAGUGUCCCGUUCGAGCAGCGUUAGAGAUGCGCCUCACUGGUGGCUCGUCAGUCCUCCUAGCCCCUCAGCGCAGCAAUCAGUCGACCGCGUCCAUUGAGAUAUUUACACACCUUACUACACCACCAGAGGAGUGGCGCGGCAUACGUCAGCUGGUCGUGGAUCGCUGGACAUCGUAUACCGACCGAGAGGGCAAACGUCAGAAUGCAAGACCGCAUUGGGCGAAACAUUGGUUUGAUCUCAAUGUUGACGGAAAGCCGAUAGAAACAUAUAUCAAAGAAGACGCAUACCUUGAUGCGUUUAAAGAAUUCAGAGAGACAUUCUCAAAGAUUACCGAGCGCAGAGGUAGUACGGUGGAGGAAUCGAGGACGAGAUUUGAUAAUGAAUUGAUGGGCAGACUCGUCUUUGACUAG
Serendipita indica DSM 11827 is the source of this 1998-nucleotide messenger RNA. NCBI's taxonomy places the organism in Eukaryota, Fungi, Basidiomycota, Agaricomycetes, Sebacinales, Serendipitaceae. The record is from the annotation of a GenBank genome assembly.